AUGAAUUUUGAAUCAGAACCCUAUAAAUUUGUGUGCCAAAAUCCUCGCAAUUAUGAAAAUUAUGAUAUCUGGCACUCUGCCAACCCACUUCAUAACCCACGUUCUCUUUUCUUACUUCAAUAUUCUUUGCUUUCCGUUGUUUCUCAAUUUAUCUAUCUUUGUAUCCAACCUCUUGGUCAAUCAUCAAUUGUAGCUCAGAUUCUUGGUGGAGUAUUACUUGGGCCAACAUUUCUUGGUCACAAAAAGAUAAUGAUAUCAAAUGCAUUGUUUCCUCCAAAAGGGUCAAUGGUAAUUGAAACAACAGCAGCAUUUGGAGCGAUGUUCUUCUUCUUCAUAGUAGGUGUAAGGAUGGAUCCUGGUACAUUAUGGAAGACUGAAAAAAAGGCCAUCAUGAUAAGUGCUUUUGUAUUCCUGUUCACAUUACUAAUUCCAAGUAGUUUAGCCUUCUUGAUGAUUCGUUAUGUUCCCAUGGACAAAAGCCUUUCCAUAUCUCUUCCAUUUAUAGCUCUUUCCCACACCUUUACUGCUUUUGCGGUCGUAACAAUCGUUCUCACGGAGCUGAAGAUUCUAAACACGGACAUUGGCCGAUUAGCCAUGUCGGUCGCAAUGUUUUCUGACAUUGUUGGAUUUUCAUUGGCAAUAAUUCUCUUUUCAGUACUUCAAAACAAAAGUGGUGGUUUUACUAACUUCAUAUCUAUCUUUUCAUCUUUAGCUGCACUCGUUCUUUCGAUUAUCUUUGUAAUGAAACCGUUACUUAUAGGGAUCUCUAAGAAACUAAAAAGCGAAAAGCAUGUGAGUGAAUGGUUCUUUGUUUGUAUCAUGGUCUUUGUUCUUAUAACUGGUCUUCUUAGUGAAGCUAUUGGACAACAUUAUGUUAUGGGACCAUUGCUUUUAGGAUUGGUUUUACCAGAAGGGCCACCUAUAGGAACAAGUUUGAUUGCUAAAAUAGAGGCAUUUACUUAUGCAUUCUUUUAUCCGAUUUACCUUACGAUUUCCGGAAUGAAAACUAAUCUCUUCAAGAUUGAUUACAAGUCUAUGUGGAUUAUGUGUCUCCUUGUGGUUGUUUCUGUUGUGGUGAAAACUGGAGCUGUUAUGCUUUCUGGAUACUACACUAAUGUACCUUUGAAAGAAUGUUUCGUGAUCGGGCUGAUUGUGAACUCACGGGGCGUAGCGGAACUUCUUGUUUAUAAUCUAUGGAGGGGAUCCAAGUUACUAUCCGAACAAGAGUUCUCUUUGGCAGUGUUUUCUGUCAUCGCGAUAAAUGCUAUCGUUACACCGCUUAUAAAAAUUUUGACAGAAAACAUCCCAGCAAUGAUGAACCUAUUGGAAGUAUCUCAUGCAAGUGAAGAUAGCAAUGUUAGAGUGACAGCACUAAUUCUAGUAGAGCUUUUAGGAAGAUCAAGACCACUUCUUGUCGCGCAUCAACCGCACGAUAUCCUAAGGUGCACCUCGUCAAAUUCAAAACAAGUCAAUCAUGCAUUUUACCAAUAUAUAGAACAGAAUAAAGGGUAUGCAACAGUUGAAUUGUUUACUUCGGUCUCGAAUUUAGAAACCAUGAAUGAUGAUGUUUGUCGGAUAGCAAUCGACAGAAUUGCCAACAUUUUGAUUCUUCCUUUUCAUAAGCAAUGGGAGAUUGAUGGAAGUGUUGAAGUAACAAACAAAUCAAUUCAAUACAUGAACAUUAAAGUUCUAAACACGGCGCCAUGUUCUGUCGGAAUCCUAGUUGAUAGAAGUGCAAACAAUACCAAACCACUGUUUUCAAAGUCUACAACGCCGUCAUCAUACCAGGUCGGCGUGUUCUUCAUUGGAGGUCCAGAUGAUAUAGAAGCACUAGCCUAUAGUUCAAGAAUGUGCAGGCAUGAGAGCGUGAAAGUUACCGUGAUUCGGUUUCUAGAAUAUGGAUUGGAAAAUUCUAAAGAAAGGAGGCGCGAGGGCGAUAUGAUUGGCGAAUAUCGAAACAUAAAUAAGGCAAACCGUAGGUUUAAGACGGUUGAUGAAGUUAUAAAAGACGGAAUAGAAAUGUCCAAGAGAAUUAAAAAACGGAUAGAUUCUUUUGAUUUGGUUAUGGUAGGAAAGGAGCAUGCAAAAUCAGCUUUGCUUCAAGGGUAUGAGGAAUGGAGUGAGUGUCCUGAAUUAGGAGUCAUUGGAGACAUGCUUUCUUCUCCCGAUUUCGAAACCAAGACUUCUAUUUUGGUUGUGCAACAACAGAGAAUUAUUCAAAGAAAGUUUUCUAAGGCCAAAGUUUUUCCAAUGACACAAGAAAAAGAAAAAGAUUACCUUUUACAUUCUCAUGCAUUUGAUAUGCAAAUAAGAAUAGAUGAAAAAAAAGUAGAAGAUAGAUAA
This is a messenger RNA of Vicia faba (fava bean), 2343 nucleotides long. Lineage: Eukaryota; Viridiplantae; Streptophyta; Magnoliopsida; Fabales; Fabaceae. The record is from the annotation of a GenBank genome assembly.